AUGCUAACGUUUGUCAGGGAGAUACGGGAUAAAUGGAGACAUGAUCUGCGGGACCCACCUACGGGAGGGCCCGAACCCCCUCCCACAAACACCCAAGAAACCCCCACCAGCUUCUCGGUGGAAGAUUUCCACCCCAGAGUAAACAUCGGAUCCCCUGAAUCGCCUACCGAAAGCCGUAAGCGAACACGGAGCGGUGAUGCGUUUGCACUAUCGGAAAACUCGGGUCGAGUCACCACCAAGGAGGUGUGGAAACUCAUCGGAACCCUGAAAGACAUUAUCCGCCAUCAAACUGCGGUCAUCGAAUCCACUCAGAACGAGCUACAGGAGAUUAAACACAAUCAACAUGUCCUGCAAGAACAGAACGAGAAGCUCCAUGAGGAAGUGAAAGCGUUACGAGCACAGGUUGAAAGCGCCCCUGCAGUCACCGCGACUAGGACUUGGGCAGCAGUCGCAGCCACUGGCGAUAAUGCCAUACCCUCGCUGAGUCACCAGAAACCCGAGAAAGAGCAAAACUGCGUCCGAAUCAGCUCCCAGAGAGCCUUUGUAGACCCAAGAGAUAAUGACAACAACGACGGAAACGCUUUUGGGCGAUAUCUCCCCACAGAUACCGUCAACACUCACAUCCGCACAGCAUUGCAGAGCGACGCUGCAACACAAGACGCCCAAGUGGUAGGAAUUGGCACCACAAAAACCGGCUAUCUCAUUCGAUUCAAGAACGUGGAGUCGGCUCAGGUGGCUCGCAACAACACUGAGUGGCUACAUAAAUUGGGCAACAACACGAGGCUGGUUAAACCACGGUUCAGCAUUGUAAUGCACCGCACUCCAACUAACGAAUUCGACCUGGAAACUGGUACCGCCCAAGCAGCAGAAAAAACCGUCCAAGAGAACGACCUGGCAGAACACGGUUUCCACAUCGAAGAACUGGCCUGGAUGAAAGCGAAGGACAAGGCCCUAGGGAAAUUCGCAUCGUUAGGAAUGUGGUUUGACUCCGCAGAAGGAGCAGAACAUAUGCUCCGUAGCGGUUUCGUCGUCAGUCAACACUACAUCCCUCAGUUAGAGCGAUGCGAGAUCAAGAAAAAGAGAUGUUUCCGGUGUCAACGGUUUGGACACCUGGCAUGGUCAUGCAAAGAAACCCCGCGGUGUGGACACUGUGCAGGUCAACACGAGCUGCAGCGCUGCCCACCAGGAAUCAGGGCCCGCUGCCUCGACUGUGGGGGUGAGCACGCUACCGGAGAUCGACGAUGUCUAACCCCCGCGACCUCUCAUCCCAACCGAGGUUAGAGAGCAACCUAUGCAUCCUUC
This is a messenger RNA of Penicillium salamii, 1302 nucleotides long. Lineage: Eukaryota; Fungi; Ascomycota; Eurotiomycetes; Eurotiales; Aspergillaceae. The record is from the annotation of a GenBank genome assembly.